UCGAGCUCUUCUUGCUCGGGGACGAUGAGAAGAAGAUCGAGGAGAAGGUCUACUCUGGUUCGUGCUCCCUCGUCGCCGGUAUUGUGCAAGGCUGACUGCGUUCUGAAGGCAUGUCGAACACGUCAGAUUUCAUCUUGAAGAAAGAGGAUCACACACUUGGCAAUUUGCUGUCAGAGCACCUCAAGGCACACCCUCACGUCUACAUGGCUGGUUACAAAAUCGCUCACCCGAAUGUACCUGAACUAUUUAUUCGUGUGCAGACAGACGGAACGAUGACACCAAAAGACGUCUUUGUGGAAGUCUGCGGCAAGCUGAUCAACCAACUCGAAGAGCUGAAGAGGAAAUUCCUCACUGAAUGGGAAUUGCGUCGCGUGGUGGACCAAGGAGAGCAGGGCAACAUGAUGUGAAAAAGAGGGAGGGUGUCGGUCGAUCUAUCACACGUCGGAGUUUGGGGAUUUUGUUUUCUUGGAGUUGGGUGUCGUGGUCUCCUUAGAUGGCCAGGGUCACAGACUACGCGAGUCUUACCGCGUC
Messenger RNA from Emericellopsis atlantica, 531 nucleotides. Its product is annotated as DNA-directed RNA polymerase. Gene Ontology annotation, biological process: transcription by RNA polymerase II. Gene Ontology annotation, cellular component: RNA polymerase II, core complex. The record is from RefSeq and is a predicted model, not a curated record. Gene Ontology annotation, molecular function: DNA binding; protein dimerization activity. Lineage: Eukaryota; Fungi; Ascomycota; Sordariomycetes; Hypocreales; Bionectriaceae. The coding region runs from base 111 to 407 and encodes 98 amino acids. The transcript has 2 exons.